Messenger RNA from Ectocarpus sp. CCAP 1310/34, 998 nucleotides. Lineage: Eukaryota; Phaeophyceae; Ectocarpales; Ectocarpaceae. The record is from the annotation of a GenBank genome assembly.
CUGCAGAAGGACUGGCGAGAAUGAUGACCAUCAUCGUUGAGAUAUUUGGGGAGUUCGGACUGACGGUGUCAGAGAAGACGACGGAGACGCUCCUGAUGCGCGCGAAGGACAAGACGACUACAUCAUCACAGCCCGCCCCGCUUCCGCCGCUGACCAUCGAAGCCACGGGGCAGAAAUACGCCCAAACGACCGAGUUCCGGUACCUCGGUGGCCUCGUCAACGAACAUGGCGACCUCACCCGGGAGAUCAACUACAGGAGCAGAGGAGUGUGGGCGUGCCUCAGGCGAUAUGGCCGGGAGCUCUUCGACAGACCGAAAUCGCCAUUCCGACCCAAGAUCCGCCUGCUCCAGGUGGGGGCGAUGAAGGCACUGCUGUACGGCUGCGUGACAUGGUCACCACUCAGCGGCCACUGUCAGACGCUGCGGUCGAUACACCACCGACUGCUCCAUCGAGUUAUCGGGUACGAGCGCAUGAAAGACACCUACCGGCAGUUCUCUUACGCCCAGACGCUGAAGAGGGUCGAAUGCCAGAGCGUUGAAGCCACGAUCCGACAACGGCGCCUGCUAUUCGCGGGAGCAAUGGCAAGGCAGCCGGACGGGCGACUCCCGAAACGACUGGUGCUCGGCGAACUGGCGGGGGGGGAGAAGCGACGUAGUGCGGGACAGGAACAGAACUGGCCGAAGUGUGUGCUCGACGACCUGAAGGCAUUCGGGGCUGACCACGGAUCUACGAAAACCGAUCCAUGUUGUCUCGGAAUCCCGGUACCGAAAGACACGGGACCGAAGUUAAAGUGGACGGAAGCCGCGAAGGUGGAGGAGGGAGUACCCUGGCAUGCGGCGGUGCUAAUGGGAGCUGACAGGUUCAUGACCUCCUGGCACGAGAAGGAAGAAGAGGCCAGCCGACAACGGGAGCUCAAACGAAACCCCAAGCCAACAACCAAUGGGGCGAAAGGCGGGCACAAGGACGAGACGGCGAAGGAAGAAAGCAAACGAGAAUAG